Fulmarus glacialis (Northern fulmar) is the source of this 1712-nucleotide messenger RNA. It is a transcript of the gene MOXD1, whose product is annotated as monooxygenase, DBH-like 1. The annotation marks the transcript as partial. The record is from RefSeq and is a predicted model, not a curated record. Gene Ontology annotation, biological process: norepinephrine biosynthetic process; dopamine catabolic process; octopamine biosynthetic process. Gene Ontology annotation, cellular component: secretory granule membrane. The transcript has 11 exons. Lineage: Eukaryota; Metazoa; Chordata; Aves; Procellariiformes; Procellariidae. Gene Ontology annotation, molecular function: copper ion binding; dopamine beta-monooxygenase activity.
GAUUAUUUUACGGAUGAAAACAGAGUACUUAAAAAGGACCCUCAGCAGGAUUACCAUCUGGAAUAUGCCAUGGAAAACAGCACACAUACAAUAUUGGCUUUUAGCAGGGAACUGCACACUUGUGAUACAAAUGACAAAAGCAUAACGGAGAGCACGGUGCGGGUAAUAUGGGCCUACCACCACAAAGACAUGGGAGAAGCAGGUCAAAAUUACCAUGGGUCUAAUCGUGGUACAAAGAGUCUACGUUUACUGAAUCCUGAGAAAGAAGAAGAAGUCUUAUCUGCCUCUUUGCCAUACUUUGACUUGACAAACAAAGACGUGCCUGUACCAGACAAGGAUACAACAUAUUGGUGCCAAAUGUUUAAGAUUCCCGUACAAAAUGAAAAGCAUCAUGUGACAAAGGUUGAGCCAUUGAUCCAGAAAGGCCAUGAGAAUCUGGUGCACCAUAUCCUGCUCUACCAGUGCAGCAGCAAUUUGAAUGACAGUGUGCUGGACUACGGGCAUGAGUGCUACCACCCCAACAUGCCAGACUCUUUUCUUACAUGUGAGACGGUCAUUUUUGCUUGGGCCAUUGGAGGAGAGGGCUUCACCUACCCUCCUCAUGUCGGCUUAUCCAUUGGCACAGCAGCUGACCCUCAGUUCGUUCUUAUGGAGGUACAUUAUGACAAUCCAUUAUACACAGAAGGCUUGAUAGAUAACUCUGGUCUGAGGCUAAUUUAUACCCCAGUUAUAAGGAAAUACGAUGCUGGGGUUAUUGAAGCCGGUCUUUGGGUCAGCCUCUUCCACAAUAUCCCACCGGGCAUGCCUGAAUUUGUGUCAGAGGGUCACUGCACACUGGAAUGUCUGGAAGAGGCUCUAGGUGCUGAGAGACCUGCUGGGAUUCAAGUGUUUGCGGUACUUCUUCAUGCUCAUCUUGCUGGCAGAGCAAUCAGGAUGCGCCACUUCCACAACGGCGAGGAGCAGAAGCUGCUUGCUUAUGAUGACGAGUUUGACUUCAACUUCCAGGAGUUUCAGUAUCUGAAAGAAGAAAGAACCAUCUUGCCGGGGGAUAAUUUAAUCACGGAAUGCCACUACAGUACUUUGGACCGAAUUCGCAUGACAUGGGGUGGUCUGAGCACCAGGAACGAAAUGUGCCUGUCAUAUCUUCUCUACUACCCGAGAAUCAACCUCACCCGAUGUGCAAGUAUUCCAGAUAUAAUGGAACAGCUCCAGUUCAUUGGUGUUAAGGAAAUCUAUAGACCAGUCAGGACUUGGCCUUUCAUUAUCAAGAGUCCUAAGCAAUAUAAAAACCUGUCUUUUAUGGAUGCAAUGAACAAAUUCAAAUGGUCCAGAUCGGAGGGUCUCUCCUAUAAUGAGCUUGUGCUUAAACUACCAGUGAACGUGAGAUGUUCAAAAACAGAUAACGCAGAAUGGUCGAUCCAAGGCAUGACAGCUUUACCCCCGGAAAUAGAGAGACCGUACAAGACAGAACCAGUAAUGUGCAGCUCGUGUUCCUGUUUACGUUGCAGUUUAUUCCUCACCCUGUUGUUUGUUGUACAUGUCACAGCCAGCACCAUAGGAAGCAUUGGGCCCUUUGUAUAAUAAUUUUUAUUCGUUUGUGUUCUGUAUGCCAUGCAAGUUCCGAUGUGUUUGCACUGUUGCUAUUGUAGAUUUAUUUUUUUACAUAUUAAUAAACUAAAUUUGCCAGUUCAAAAUAAAACGUGUACUUCCUC